GUAAAGACAGUGAGGGAGUCAGUGGGUGUGUUAGAGAGAGGGAGGCUUAUUGCUAUAAAAGCUCCCUCUCUCACGUGUGCUCCCAUAUCUCCUGUGUAUGUUUUGGGGUGUGUGUGUGUGCUUGUGAGUGUGCGUGUGUGUAGAUAUUUCACAGGACAAGAGGGCUGCGAGUGUGUGUUUGUACCUUUUUUGCAGCACAAAGGACCGAUUAUUCCCCAGGAUGCACCAGUUUCUAGUGGUGACCUUAGCGCUGGUGGCGCUCUGCUCCCCGGGGAGCGUGGACUCUUCAGCCUAUGACAAGAUAGUCAGCCACAGCCGCAUACGGGCCAGGAAGGAAGGACCCAACGUGUGCGCGCUGCAGCGCGUCACCGGGACCAGCAAGAAGUACUUCAGCACGUGUAGGAACUGGUACAAAGGCUCCAUCUGCGGGAGGAAGACCGAGGUUGUUUAUGAAUGUUGCCCUGGGUACAUGAACCUGGAGGGUAUGAGAGGAUGCCCUGCAGUGGCUCCCAUUGACCAUGUGUAUGGCACACUGGGGCUCGUAAAGGCCACGACCACGCAGCAGUACUCCGACAUAUCCAAGCUGAGGCCAGAAAUCGAGGGCAAAGGCUCCUUCACCAUGUUUGCGCCAAGCAAUGAGGCCUGGGAUCAGCUAGACCCUGAAGUGCGGGCGGCGCUGGUGAGCAAUGUAAACGUUGAGUUGUACAACGCUCUUCACUUCCACAUGGUGAACCGGCGUCUUCUGACCAAAGACAUGAAGGACGGCAUGACUUUCACGUCUAUGUACAAUGACUUGGGACUUCACAUCAACCACUACUCAAACGGGAUUGUGACUGUGAACUGCGCCAGGAUUAUUCACGGUAACCAGGUGUCUACAAACGGCGUGGUGCACGUUAUCGACCGGGUAAUCAGCGCCGUGGGUAACACCAUCAAGGAUCACUUGGAAGUCAGCGAUGAGCUCACCUCUUUCAGCACUGCAGCUUUAGCCUCUGAUCUAAUGGAAAAGCUGGGCCAGCCUGGCCACUUCACUUUGUUUGCGCCAACUAAUGAGGCGUUCGAGAAACUGGGCCCAGGUUACCUGGAACGUAUUCUGGAAGACAAAGAAAUUAUUUCAGCCCUGGUGAAGUAUCACAUGUUGAACAGCGUCCAGUGUGCAGAAGCAAUCAUGGCGGGAUCAGUGUAUGAGACCGAAGAGGGAAGCACCAUCGAGAUUGGCUGUGAUGGCAGCAGCCUGACCGUCAACGGCAUCAAGAUGGUCCUGAAGAAGGACAUUGUGGCUUCCAAUGGCGUCAUCCACCUCAUAGACCAGGUUCUGGUGCCAAACUCAGCCAAGGAAGUGAUGGAGCUGGUGGGAGAGUCGCAGACCACUUUCAGCGACAUGAUGUCUGAGCUGGGCUUAGCCGCCGCCUUGGGUCCAAAGACUGAGUAUACGCUCCUCGCUCCUGUCAACAACGUCUUCACUGAUGAGGUGAUGUCAACAGACCAGAGCCUGCUGAGGUACAUUCUGGAAAAUCACAUCUUGAAGCUGAAAGUUACUUUGAGUGAGCUCUACAACGGACAGCUGCUGGAAACACUCGCUGGCAAACUGCUCAGAGUAUUCAUUUACCGCACGGCUGUGUGCAUAGAGAAUUCAUGUAUGCUGCGUGGCAGUAAGGAGGGAAGCAAUGGGGCCCUGCAUGUCAUGAACACACUCAUCAAGCCAGCCGAGAAAACAAUGUAUGAGCUCCUGGUCGCUGAUGGACGGUUCAAGAUUUUCUUGUCACUGAUGGAGACGGCAGGCCUGGAUGAGACGCUAAAGCAGGAAGGCUCCUACACCAUCUUUGCUCCAACCGACGAUGCCUUUGAUGGCCUCAACUCAGAUGACUUUGACCUGCUUAAAAGUGACAUAAAUGCUCUGAGAACCAUUCUCCUGUACCAUUUGAGCAACGGUAUCUUCAUCAACGGAGGAUUACAGGGAGGAGUCACCAAUCUGCUGAAAACUCUUCAAGGCAACAACCUGCAAGUCCUUUCUGUAAACAACUCCAUCCAUGUGAACUCUGUGGACGUUCCCGACAGUGACUUAAUGGCAACCAAUGGCGUGAUCCACGUGGUGAAGAACGUUCUCUAUCCUGGGGAUCUGCCGGUGGGCCGUCAGGACCUCCUGGUCCUCUUGAGGAAGCUGAUUAGAUACAUCCAGAUAAAGUUUGUGUCUGGAUUUACGUUUACUGAGAUCCCACUCACCUUCAUCAAAAAGACCAUCACAACUACUCAUUAUAUUGAAGUUCCUCAGUCGGAAAAGGUGAUCCGAGUCAUUGAAGGCGAUCCGUCCGUCACCAAGGUUACUAGAGUUAUUAGCGGGGGCGAGCCGACCAUCACCAAGGUAACCAGAGUCAUCGAGACGGAGCCGGUUGUCACGAAAGUGGUUGUUGAGGGCGAGCCUGUGAUCACGAAGGUCACGAGGGUCGUCGAGGGACAGCCCUCCGUCACCAAGGUGACCAGGGUCGUUGAGGCCGACUCUUCAAUCACCAAAGUGACCAGGGUGGUUCAAGGACAGCCCACCGUAACUAAAGUCACACGGGUUAUUGAUGGUGCAGAGGUUGAUGCAGAUGGAAAGGGCUCAUUAAGGAAACUUCGUAAAGAAAUCGGUGGAGCCAGAAACACCAAGGUUGACCAGCCUCAUAUCAUUGAGGGCCCAGACUUCUCCAAGAUCACCACCAUCCACGGAAACCCAAAUCUGCUUGAAGAGGAAUCGGAGAGGAUUACCAAAAUAAUUAGAGAGGGAGGUAAAUUCGCUGCUGCCAGGAAAGCUCCAGCUGGAAUGAGACGGAGAGCGAGGCCGGUCAGGCAUCAGCGAAAGCCAAGGGAGUGAAUCCAAAGGGAAAAAAAAACAACAAAACACCUUCUGGCUCACCGCAGAAACUGAAUGCAUCCCCAUCGCUCCUGGUCGAGUGCUGGAGGAGUGAAAAAAAACCAAAAAAAAAACCAAACAAACUGUGGAACAAUCGGGAGAGA
Salarias fasciatus (jewelled blenny) is the source of this 2991-nucleotide messenger RNA. It is a transcript of the gene postna, whose product is annotated as periostin, osteoblast specific factor a. Gene Ontology annotation, molecular function: cell adhesion molecule binding. Lineage: Eukaryota; Metazoa; Chordata; Actinopteri; Blenniiformes; Blenniidae. The record is from RefSeq and is a predicted model, not a curated record. Bases 221 to 2848 code for a protein of 875 amino acids. The transcript is spliced from 24 exons. Gene Ontology annotation, biological process: extracellular matrix organization; cell adhesion. Gene Ontology annotation, cellular component: extracellular matrix.